AUGGAUGUUUUAAAGCAGCUUAUUGAAGAAGAUCCUCGAUUGACUACGCGGUGUUUAGCAGAGCAACUUGGGUGCUCCCAUAUUACAGUGGAAACGCAUCUGCAUGAAUUAGGCAAAACGUGGAAAUACGGAGUUUUGAUACCACAUGAGUUGUCACCGCAUCAGCUGCAACACAGAGUUGACUCUUGCAUGGAAUUAAUGACAUCCCAUCGCAACUACCAAUGGCUCCGCAAUCUUAUUAUUGGUGAUGAGAAGUGGGUGUUGUACAUUAACUACACGCACAAACGACAGUGGCUGAGCGCUGGUCAAACAGGUGCAGCAACGUCUAAGACUGAUCCGCACUCUAAGAAGGUGAUGCUCAGCGUAUGGUGGGGAGUUAAAGGAAUUAUUCGUUGGGAACUUCUUCCAAAUGGUUACACCAUCACUGCUGAUUUGUACUGUCAACAAUUAGAUCGGCUUGCACAAAAACUCAAGGGAAAGCAAGAUCGAAUUUACUUCUUGCAUGACAACGCGAGACCUCAUGUUGCGAAGUCGACGCGUCAAAAAUUAUUGGAGCUCGGAUGGGUCACUAUUCCACAUCCACCUUAUUCUCCGGACUCGGCUCCUACAGACUACCAUUUAUUUCGUUCUCUGUCUAAUCAUUUACGCGAGAAAAAAUUCGACGACGAGAACGACCUCAAAAUGGACCUCCUCAACUUCUUUGGCCAAAAGUCCCAGGACUUCUACGAACGCGGGAUCCUUUCUCUACCAUAG
Molecule: messenger RNA, 753 nt
Organism: Adineta ricciae
Lineage: Eukaryota; Metazoa; Rotifera; Eurotatoria; Adinetida; Adinetidae
Source: the annotation of a GenBank genome assembly